GACCUUCUAUCGAAAUCGACAACAAACCAAGAACAUACUCAUCUGUUGAAGAGCAGCUUGUUGCAGGAACUUCCCAUUUCAGAAGCGCGGAAAUGAUAGCUUCUAUUUUGACAGGAAAUAGAACUGAAAAAUCUACGAGUAACGAGUCUCAAAUCAGUCGUAAGCGUAAAAACUCAGGAUCUUCCUGUAAUCCAGGUAUGGAAACAGAAUGGUAGUUAGGUAGGUAAGGGUAGGUAAUACUUUAUUUGAAAAUUCAUAACACAAGAGAAACACGCUAGCCCCAACAACACUUGGCUGGUUUCCAUGGAGGGCGUGUUAACACAUAUAAAUACCUUAUAUAUAUAAACUAAUACUAAAAUUUCUUAUGCUACUACGACUACUAUUGCUAUUUCGUGUAAGUCAUAUAAAAGCUUAACCACUAUUAAGAUACACAGCUUGUCAAGACCCAACUAUAAUCUAAAAAGGCUUUUAGAAGAAGAGAUUGACUCAGCGAGCUUUGCUUCAUUUGGGAGCUGGUUCGAAAGCGUAGCACCGCUAAAUUUAAAACUUUUUUAAAGAAACUCUCUUUUUGGUUUAGGAAGUGUUAGAUCAGUAGCCGUGUUACGUAGAUGGUAAUUAGUCUGAUCGACAUUCCCUCUUAUACAUUAAAAUUGACUUUGCCCAGCGCCGUCACUCAUCAAGUGUUUGCCAAGAAAGAGAGUCAUUGAGGCUGCGGAGCGAAUAUCAUAACUGAACCUGUGAGAACUCUAGUUGCACGCAACUCGUUGCAGCUUAUCUUUCAACAAUUUGCCGCAGGUGUCCCACAAAGAGGAACAGCACUCAAAAUAAGGCUGAACUAAACCCUUAUAAUCUGUUUCCAGAGUAGCUUACUAUUUUCCACUUGUGAAAUUAGAGGGAUGAUUGUUAGAUAACACAAAUCUGGCGACAAUAUCACAGUCAGCCAGCAGAUCAUACAAUAGACAAGAGACUUUCAUGUCUCUUAAUUAGAAGGCUGUCUAUGUUCACACUAUAGCGGAUAGCUUUCGCCGAAAUCACGUUUCUUAUGUGCGAAAAGAAGCCCUAUCCGGUAUGGAUACUAAAUCCCCGCAUGCUCGCGCUAAAUCUAUCCGGUAUAGUGUGAACGUAGCUAGCCUAAUAUGAAGCCUUAUCAUUUCUCAGAGGUAUUUCGUCCGUUUUCAGACAUAAUCACCAAGUACCGUUAUCAAGAUCUGAAUGAUCAUCAGAGGAAAAUAAUCCAUGAAACUCUAGCACAGCAAAUACAAUUGUACUUCCAACAUCGCACCAUUUACUCUGCAGAAGGAGUGUCUGGUCUGAUUGAAUAUAUAGUUGACACGCACAAGGUGGCCACAAAAUCUGUUGGUUUGGGGUCUCUAGAAAUAACCUUUGAGUGCACCUCCCUGGAAAGCCUUGCGAGUCUGUGGAGUGACUAUCAGUCUGGUCACCUUAAUGACAUUGCCGAGAGAUACCUUGUGACUGAUGACAUAAGGAGAAAACUGAACUUUGAGAAUGUCAGAUUGAAGACAACUAUCGAUGAAGAAAACUACCGAAUGUGCAAGAAGAUUUUGAAAGAAAAAUCAUGUGAGUUGCAAGACCUUUCUAAGCAAUUGACGGCGGUACAGUUGAAAGGUAAAAUAGACUUUUCAAUGAAUUAAUCAAUACCAUUCAAUUUGCUUAUUGUGGACCAAAAUUGACACUUUGUACGGGCCCUUCUCUUCUCAAAGUCCAUUCUACAUUAAAAAUCUUUUGUCCCCGAAACCAGAUGCUAAUUAUGCUCUUCGGUCGUCUGCGCAAUCUCUUCUGUUCGUUCCAAAAGUCAACUGCUCUACACUUGGCUUUGCUCAUGCUUUUUUGCAUGAAAGUCGCUGCCAUUAACUACUAUGAGAACAAGUAGCAGCCUCGCCAGUUUUAAAAAGCAACUUAAAACAUUUCUUUUUAGGGAAGCUUUUAGUUUGUUAGAAUAGCUCUGAAUGUUAAGUGCUUUUAAAUAUUUUAACUUAGUAUCGAUUUUUUUAGAUUUUAGCAUAGCAUGGAAAUGUUUUUAUUGUAAUUGUGAUUAUUAGCUUUUUAGGAAUUUUUCCUUUUUUAACUUCAAGUAAAGCGCUUUUGAAUAUUGUAUAGUGGACUGAGGAAUCAUUCCUACACAACCCGUUCUUGACCAGCCUCCGUUUGCGCCUGUCGCUCGGCCCAUCGACACGGAAACAGGGGAAGACGUUUUUCUGAAUCCGGCGUGGGAGCCCGCCCCUCAGGGAGUAUCGCCCAAACAAACCAAAAAAAUUCGGAACACCAGACCGCAAGUGAGGUGGAAAGAGUUGAUCCCUUUCACCCAAUGCACUAUGAUGCAGAAGCAGAAGCGACGCCAAAAGUGGAUUGAUCUGUUUGAAGGACGCGUGGAGCUCGAACUUCCGAACCGGUACAACACCCUGAUUGCAAAGUUUGCCGGGGAGGUCGAAGAAGAAAGGGGCAGAAUAUUUACAAAAUGGCGGGGUUUUUUGUCACAAGAAUAAAGAUUUCACCACAGGGGUGUUCCGGGAGAUCGAAAAAAAUGUGAGAAACAGUUCUGUCAUCAAACACAACUAUGCCUAUCAGCUUCAGAACAUCGAGACGGGGUUCACAAUGGGUUAUUAUCAAAACCGAAGAAGCCCCUGGUUCGAACGACUGCCAGAAGCGAGGCGAUGGCUGGAAGAACAGGAAGAAAACCGCCUACAGGGUGAAAACAUAGAUCGCCCCGACACAAAAUGACGGUGCGAGGCGAACCUCAUGGUCGAGGUGAAUAUCAUCGACGACCCACAAGCACCAUUGCUCGUCGGAUAGGGGCGUGUGCCCAUGGUUUACAAAGAAGAAGGAUAUCUUGUCGCUGGAUACGUAGGCCGACGAUCUCUGUAUUUUCAGAUGCAUCGCGAUCCGUAUAAGAGCGCAUCGUUUCAAUAACACAAGGAAAACUGGUGAACUCGCCGCAAGCUUUUUCGUCCAGAAUCGAAUUCGAUGGGGUUAGAUCCACAAAGGGCAUUUCCCGUUGAUAGAAAGUCAUUUCCCGGGGUCUACUGCGAGGCAUUUGUCCGCCUUGUCAGUGCCGGGGGUGGGGCAUUUGCAAAUUUUGCACUGGCCGGGGGCCGGGCAUUUGCCAACCCCGGGGCCAUUCCCGAGCUUUUGACACGCACGCGGUUUCCUAUCAGAAUAUAACUACACAGAAGGUUUUACUGGAAAAAAAGCAGAUUGGCUCAUCUUUCAAGGACAGGAAUAAAUUGUAGAGCGUUGUAAAGGCAUGUUCUCGAUUUUAUGCAUGCAUUUCUUCAUUGCUUAUCAAGCCAGAAUUACAUAGCGAAAUUGGAGCUAUCAAUGUGAAUCAACGUUUUUUGGUUAUUGAAUCAAAUUUCUGUUGAUAUUAUUUGAACAAAAUCCUUUCAUAUUUAUAAAACUAUUCAUAACAUAUAACUUUACAGCGCGCUAUUAAUUUUAAUGUCAAUAAUUUUAUAUCAAUACUAAAACCGUAAACUGGUGUAUGUCGUCGCGGCUUGAAGUCUUAAUUAGAAUCCUAGCGCUAUUACAAAGGAAGACGUUAAUUGAAACGAAAAAUCUCACAUAAUGACGAUAAUGAAAAAUGUUGCAGUGUUGACGGAGAACGGGGCAUUUGCCCUCUUUUUGCGUCCCCACCCCGGGGGAUUUGACAGCAUAAGAGUCCCCACCGCCGGGAAUUUGCCAUCGAAGGCAAAAAAAAAUGCUAAUGCCUGGGGUUGGCUGAGCGCAGCUGGAAUUGACUGAUGCAUUAAAUAAUCGCCUAAUUUAACCUGUGGGUGUGUGAUGUGAUAAUCAAGAAACUAUCUAUCUAAAACGAAAGUGUGCGUUAUUAUAAAAAAAACCCUUAUCUGAGUGAUCACCGUCGGGUUUCUCGAAAGUUUGUUUCUCCUCGUUAAGUGUUAAAAUUGUUGUUGCUGCUGCUUUUUGACUCCAUGCUAAAAACAGUAAUUACUGCUUCUAGCAUUAUUAUUAUAAUAAUAUCAUAGGUGACGAAUUUCUCCUUAAUUUUUGCGCGAAAUUUCAGCGUUAAUUUGUAACUUCACAUGUGAAAAUACAAAAUUGCUUUGGCAACCCUUCCGUACGUCUCAGUGUCAAGAUGGCGACGAAGUUUUCAAAUGCCGUGAAUGAAGAUGUCAGGGCACAAAAAGACGCUUUAGAAAACCUGAACACACAAGAGAACAUCAAGAAGGAUUCGAACAGGUAUUUUGCCGAAAAAGUCUGAAAAAUUCUGAACUUUAUAAGCCAAAUUUAAGGUCUAAACAUCCCAGAUUGCUAACGUAAUUCGUCACCCAUGAUAUUAAUAGGUAAUCAAAUGGUAUACUCGUGAAAUUAGGGAAUAAUUUCACUUGCGUUUUGUCCAAAUCCUAAUAAUUUCCCGAGCCUUAAGGCUUUGGACAAAACGCAAGUGAAAUUAUUCCCUAAUUUCACUCGUCACCAUUUGAUUACACAUACUAAGAUUGUUGGUUUGGCUUAGCCUGUGUCACAGGCGGAAAUAUACUUCUUGUCAAGUCCGUCUGCAAAAACAGCACCGAAAUCCUUGUUCUGGGUCCCCACCUGUGUACCAGGAUUUGAGUACGCACUGGAGCACGUCAUGAUUGGCUAUUGAAAAAAGUCACUGUCGGUUUCCCAUUCAGAUUGAAGGAAAAUUGGAAACGCACUUCCGGUAAUUCGUUGAGUCCGUUGGGGGCCCAGAACAAGGUUAUCGGAGCUCAUUUCGCGGACGCUACAAACAGGGGUUCCAUGACGUCUGCAACCCAGGCUAGUUAGGCUCUAUCCAUCUAUGGUUGGAUACAGCCGUUGCCCGUUUGUUCCAGUCUUUACGGAUUUUCGCGCUAAUCUAUUAUAGUCCAAGAAAGCGGACCCUCCAGUCGCUUCAACAAUAUCAUCGUGCCAACGUCUCAAUAAUCUGCUAACACCCGUUUUAUUUUAAAUCAUGGACGCAUUUUGGUAUAUUAACGAUAUAUUUACCAGCUUACCGUCUAUGAAUUUUAAAUUUCCACCUUAAAACUGAAAUCUUUUUUUGGAACUUUUAGUCUGAUGAUCGCUUAGUGUUUGAAACUCCGAGUUACAACUUAAUUUUUAUCCUUUGCAUUUGUAUUUACCGGCUUAUAUAUUUAUUUUAUUAAGCGGACUCUGCUGAUGAAGAGUUUGACUUGAUUCAACCAUCGCUGAUCCAGCAAUUAAGGAAAAUCUUAGAUGAAGGCCCAGACGACGGACAGGUCUUGAAGGUAAAGUAGCCUCUUUUACCUUUAUAUACCCUAGCAAAUAAACAAAUAAAUAUCAUAAUGAAAAACAAUCUCAACCUUAGAGCGAAGGUGAAGUGUAAGGGCCCAUUCUCAUUAGGCAGGGAAAGCUUUGAGAGACUGGUGCUCAAGUUCAUUAAACAUUAGAAGAAAUUCCUUCUCCCUGCCUCCUCUUCAGGUGCUUGCAGCUUCGUUUUUUCACACAGAGGCGAACGCAAAACGCGAGUUACUGGUGACGAAGCGCAAGGGACUAUGGGAAGGAGAAAGCUCGGUAGAAAGACUUCUGGGCACGAGGCAGUCCUUCUCUCAUAAUUCAAUGCAAACAGAUCUAUUUUGUUGAUGCUGUAGUAUAUCCAUGUCAUGUUGUAGUUCAAAAUUCCUCCAGGCGGUGCCACAAUAAUCCAAUAAUGGAAUAGUAUAAUGACGCUGUAAACAAGUAUUGCUGCCUCUUUUAUCACGAAAGAGUUAAUAAAAAUUAAUUUCGCGCCGCUAAGAUGCGAAAUAAUGGAAAAAUUGUGGUGCUGUAGGCAAAUAUUGCUACCACUUUUAUCAUGAAAGAGUUCAUUUAAAGUUUUCGCGCCACUGAAAAGAAAGUUCAUUCUCCCAUAAUUUAAUCCAGACAGAUCUGUUUUGUUGACGCUGUAGUUUAUCUAUGUCAUGUUAAUGAAAUGAUGGAAGAAUUAUGCUGCUGUAAAGAAGUAUUGCUACCUUUUUUGUCAUGAAACUUUCAACGCCGCCACCCAUACUAAAUCUUGUCGCCACUGUUUUGCUCGUGGCCCUUUCAACUCACAGAGCUGUCAAACACCACGCCUAGCCUGAAAGUAGUUUUGCAAGCAACGGCCUUUCCGCGAAAAUUCAGAUAAAUUACAAUCGCGCUCGCGCCUACUAGACCUAAUGAUUUUGAAUUACAGCCAAAAAUCUCCUUACGGACUGUUUACUUUAUUCAAAUGGUUAUAAACUCUAUACUUUUUAAAUACAGUUCCUCAAUACAACACAAAAAUGGCUCUCUGUAGACGAGUUUUGGUGGUUUUUGUUAUUAUAUUCCAGGAACUAAUUCAAAAUGCGGAAGAUGCGGGUGCCACGCAAGUCAAAUUUCUGCACGACAAACACAGCUAUGGAACAGAUAAGCUUUAUAAUGAGGACCUGGUAAAAUUUCAGGUAUCACCUUCUCAGUUCCUUUUAAUCUUCAACCUGACCAUCAUGCCAGUCCAUGAGUUUCGUAGAUGAACCAUAUCACAUUGUCUGUCCAACCUUUCCUUCUUUGAGCUACUGUCUCCUCCUUUAAAUCAUCUCCGGCCUUCCCUCACUUUUCGACCCUCGGCCUUCAAACCUUGUGCUUUUUUAUAGUCAUUCUCACUCCCUUUUCCUGAGUGCAUGGCCUGGCAAAUUCCACAUCCUACCUUGCACGUUACUACUCAUAUCGAUGGUCUUAAGUUAAUGUUUUUAUGGUGAUCUGAUUAGCUUCAUAGUUCAGUCCAUGGUGCCUCUGUUAGUACCCACUUUUCCUUAGCGGGCCCUUGUUCCAAUCCCUGCAGACUGAUUUUGUUGUUUCAAAAUCUUUACAACGGCGCCCUUCCUGUUUUUAAGAUGUUCCUUUGAAGAGGUUCUACUGUGCUUGAGAAACCAUAUCAAAGGCGUACAAACAUAACUAUAAGAGUUAUGGAACUUUUAUCCUUUUACUUGUGCAUAGGGUCCAGCACUUUAUGCCUACAAUAACUCGAAAUUUACCAAAGAAGAUUGGAGAGGCAUCCGAUUAGUCUGUGACAGCAUCAAAGCAGAGAAUCCCUUGAAAGUUGGUCGCUUUGGUUUGGGAUUCAAAUCUGUUUUUCACAUGACAGGUAAAGUGUAAUACCUUUCACAAAUGCCAAAGAUAAGAUGUUUUUUUGGCGUUGUAGUUUAGUUACCAGUACGUUAUCUGGUCCAGAAAAGGUAGAAAAGAGUAGCGACCAAUCACCCGCCACUUCAGCGUUGCGGGAUCCACGUAGACGUCAGCGCGACGAAAUUACAUUGAGGUAGUAGUUAAUGCGAUUUGCUCGAGGCUUAAAAAAGUCAGUAAUGGUCUGAAUUGACGGAAAGCUGCUAUGGUUGAAGAAAGGGUAGCUGCAAUUAGGCUUUAUCACAAAGUUAUCUGCGUUUAAAUUUACACCCAAGUUCACAUUGUUUGUGCUCUUUUGUUGGUAAUCAGUUGAAGUUUUAAGAGGCCUUUGUAUCUGAACCAAUCGUACCCUAUUGAGAAUUUAUCAGUAGGAAACUUUCUGUAAUAGAGAGGUGCCGUCCAAGAGCGGUGUCCGUAAUAGAGAGGUGUCUAUAAAGUGAGGUUCGAAAGUGAUGCAUAUCAUUAAAGUUUAGUAAUUUAUUUACACGUACAUGGCCCUUUCUCCCCUCAGAUUUGCCAAGUUUGAUCAGUGAUUCGCGGAUUGGCUUCAUUGAUCCCCAUGGCGUUCAUUUUUCGGACAGGCGUCGCAUACGAACAGGGAAGUACUGGCGACUUAAAGAAGACCGCGCGUCCAUCGAUGAGUUUUCUGACCAAUUCCUUCCUUACAAAGGCAUAUUUAACUGCACGGAUGAAGUUUUCUCCCAGGGAUUCUAUGAUGGAACCAUAUUCCGUUUUCCAUUCAGAAACAAACCCUCAGACCUUUCAGGAACACUGUACAACGCAGACAAGAUGACCACGUUGUUUGACAGUUUCAAGGCCGAUGCUGCCUUAAUUCUCCUGUUUUUGCAGAGUCUGGAAUCUGUUGAGCUCUAUACCAGAGAGGAAUCAGAGUCCAGCCCCAGUAUAAUCUUUCAAGUGAAGAUUACGGAGAAAAGCCUCCAAACAGUUCGUGCGAAGAGAAAGGAGUUUCUGAAGAAAAUCACACCUGGAAAUGUUAUGCCCAAACCAGUCACGGUGAGCUACCCAAUUACCAUUGAAACAAUUAAUUUCGAGAUGCAGUUGACAGAGAAACACUCAUUUCUUGUUACAAACUACUUCUGUGGUGGGCAAGUAUCUUCAACGUUCAAAAAGUUGAUGACAGAUAAGGAUCUCAGCUAUCUCCCCACAAUUGGUGUUGCUAUGGCAUUGCCAGAAGGUCCACAGUUGCAGACGCCUGAUAUCCAAGGCCACGUAUUUUGUUUCUUGCCGUUACCAAUCCAGACGAAAAGCUUAACUGGUUUGCCAGUGCACGUUAACGGUUUCUUCGCUCUGAGUCAGAACAGGCGUCACAUCAAGUCUCCAAAUGCAGAUCAAGAAUACCGUCAGAAGGCAGGACGUCAAAUGACUGAUAAGUCCUUGUUAUGGAAUAAGUGUCUUCUCGAAGAAGCCCUUCCUGAGGCUUACGCUACCAUGAUCUUGGAAGCCAUAAAAGAGAAGUCUGCUUUCAUUUCCAAGAACGCAAUCUAUAAGUAAGUGACAUGUUUAAAUACAGCCCUAAUCAAAUUUGUUCUCCACUCAAAAUUGUUUACUCCUGUAAACAAAUUCAUGUUGAAAGGAAUCGUUUACUUGCUUGAAUUAUCUUACAGAUAUUUUCCAAUAUUUGGUGAAAUAGAAAAACAAGACCUUCUAACUUUAACGGGAAGUCGAGCAAAUUGAGUUGUGAAGUCAGUCAAAUGAGAUCUGUUGGAAGGAUAGAGACGUCUUCAUUUUCUGUCCAGUUUUCGCGAAGAAAGUGAUAGCGGAGCUCCCGCGCGCGAAGCGUGCGCAGCGUGCGCAGCGGAGCACCAUGGGUAACAAAAUUUGGUAAAGUAUCCAUCCGAGAAAAUUUGGUUAUGACGUAGCGUACGCCCACCCGUACACACACUUCAUGUAAGCCGAUGUCAAAUGUCACAAUACAUCUUGCACAACUUGACUAGUCUUUCAGUUUUGUAAGCCAUCCGUAUGAGUACGAUUAGAUUGACAGCUGUCAAAAACAGACAUCCGCUGACAAUUAUCACAUGACCAUCUCGCGGGCUCAGAUCAAAGACCAGUCGUUUUGCCCCUACAUAUAAGCUGAUAUAAUAUGUCACACUUACCAAUUCAACAUAAAAACGAAACUACCCCGGGCUGUCAGUCGGCUGACAGUCGUUUAAAGUUAUAUUGGCAAGCCAAAUUAAGGUCAAUUGACAGCUGUCAAAAUGGGAUAUGUGCAGACCACUAUCAGAAAACUCGUAGUCCGUUAAUUCUAAUAUUCGCCAUUCUAAUGAAGGUUAAUUGACAGCUGUCAAACUAGAGUAUACGCUGAUCAUCAUCACCUCACUGUAUCGCGGGCUCAUUUUUCUAUCCAUUGAGGUCACCCAUAGCUUAGAAAAUCUAUCCAUCCUAGAAAAUUCUGCAAUCACGUGACCUACAUCGACCACCCGACCUUCCGUCCGUUCGCACCACAGGCAUACCAAUGUUUAAUCUCACACUUUCUAGCUAGCUUGGGAGCCUGCAACCUGAUAUUGUACAUCCAUGUUUUGAUUAAUUGACAGCUGUCAAAAUAGUGUUUCUGCUGACCAGUAUCCCCUGACCGUAUCGCGGGCUCAGGUAUCGACCCACUGAGUUCGAUUGUUUUUUGAAGUAAUCCGCUGACAAGUUGCUACUUUUCAAAUUAUCGCAGGCUCAAGUUCAAUUUUUUUAAAAUGCAUAUAAAAUAAGUCGUGUUCAUGAGCCGCACUUUUAAAAUUUUGAUUUCGAACUGACCUCGGACGCGAAAAUUCAACCGGCUUUUACAUGCAGGAAAGGCAAUCGUUUUUGACUUUUCUCACUGUCACGCGUUGAUCACGCUCUACGUCCAAUUUUUAUGUUCUGAUUGGUCAAAAUUUGACAGGUGAGUUCAUGCGGAAAAUUUAUGCAGCGUCUGGAAACUUGCUUACUUUGACAGCUGAAGCUGACAGAGUUUUGUGUCAACUUGUGAAGUUUUUAAUUGUCUUUUUCCACUUGCUGUACAAAAUGAAAUACAGCUGCUAUCAAGAUUGUUCUGUAAUUCAUGGCUUGUUUGUUUAUUGCACUUUUUGUUGACAAAUGCACCGCUUGUCAAAGUCAUUGGAAAUCCGAUUUCGGAUGGCAUCGUUUUCAAAAAUGAGCCUACUCACUUGCCCUUGCUUGAGGCGUAAGAGGGUUGAAAAGUCUCAAGCGAUUCUGGAACACUUGAUGACCUUCAGAAGCAGCAUCUCGACUGGUAAGCCUGAGCAAUUAUUGUCUUUGAUCUGUGUUUUUUUUUUUCGGUUUCCUGAAGUCGAGCGUCUUGUUUACGCGGCUUAAGUUUAUACACGAGCAAUGAUCUAACCUAGAAUAGUAUCAGGUUUAAAAAUCCUUUAGACGUCUUUUGGCCGCAAAUUCAAAGAAAAGGUUCCGAAGAAUAUUUAGUUAUGAUUUUGGCCGUAAACAGAAAGCUCUGAGCGAUUUUCUUGCCUCGAGUUCAUCUUGAAAAAGAGCAAACACGGGGAAGCCGGCUUAAUACAUAAAUAAGCUUUAUAUGCUUACCUGACUCAUGAUUUUCAGAGACACUUUACUCUCAAUACUUGUCUUCGUGAAUGAAAAUUAUUGUCUCUGUACAUGUUUCACCGAAUUAUAUUUAUUUUAUUGAUUGUUAGUAGUCCCUCUCGCAAUUUUUAUCGCUGCACCGGUUGUUUCGAGUCGAACAUAAACAUCGCAUGCAGGAAUACUCAAAACGCCGCGCGUAAAUAAUCACUAGCUUUUAAAGAUUACACAUAACAAGACCAUAAACAGUUUUACAAAUACAGGGAAAUAAAACCUAAACAUAACAAAAUCUCUAUCAUGAUGAAGCCUAAAUGGUAACUCUUUUAAUCGCACUGAAAAUUUGGUGCCUGUCAAAGGUGAGAACCCGUCCGGCUGGCCGAAAAGGUGAUUUUGGGAAUUUUUUUCAUCGUUUUCACUAAAAGUCUAUUAAACUGCAUAUCACAUAGGAACAGAUUUUUCCAACUGAAAAGUCGCGGCAUUAUGGAAUUCUCUUAAUGAAAACGUUUUAUAAUGUGCUCAAUGCUAUAAUUUGUUGUGCAAAGGAAGGGCGUGCUUUGAUCACAGGAAACCCAGGCUCACUGUUAGUGCCACGUUCGGAUUUCAUAACAUGGUUAAAUAUAGAGAACAUAUGGGGCGAAGUUUAGGUCUGGAAAUUUGCUAGAAAAUGGAAAUAAAAAUCGAUGAAACUUAUCAUGUGAUAAGUUGUUGUUGUCCUUAAUUUGUACACGAAGUUUCGGGAAAAAUAGUCUCCUUCACCGUUCCUUCAUAGUAUUAUAUUUCGGGGUUGUCCAAUUAUUAGUCUCUCAAACGGAGCAAUGUUGGAGAGACUGGUGAAUGCCACAUUAUGAUGCAGCAGCUAAUGCAAAUACAAUACACUUUCCAGGCCUAAUCUACUGUGAUCGAACAUGAUUGCUAUUUUUGGGUGUACAAAUAAGACUACUAACUCAAUGUAAAGUUUGUUUCACUCCUGGACUGUCACAUUAUUUUUCUCUAAAAUCACUUAGUCUUUGCCGCAAAAGUCACAUGAAUGUGCCCUGAUCUGUGGAUUGCAAGUUUAUUGUUUGAUUUAAAUUAUGAUUUUAUUAGCGGGAGCUUCGCUUUUAGCCCUGGCUAAAUCUAUAUAUUAUACGUAUUAAGACGACUAGAACUCGCUUUCUCCACCGCUAACCUGACUGAAGGUUUCUUUCGGGUGAAAAUACUUUCUUCAACUCCAACUAAAGAUUAAUGGAUGAUUUUCCAGUAAUCGGAGACUUAAUUAUGCGCACAGGAUUAUGGGAUCGCCAGGGGACGGGUCAAACAUUGCAAGUCACUACAAAGAAAUGUAAGGGGUGGAGUUGUUUGUCAGUUAAAAACAGUGUCUUUGGACAUAGAAUGUCGCAUUUUGCCGUGACAUUAUGAGAAGCGGAAGUGAAUAAUAUUGGUGCGUUGAAAUUGUAAGUUUUUUGUGGGAUCGAUGGAUGAAUUCUAUCGAUAAACACUCCUUCUUGCAAAGGUCGACUGUGAAAUUUACGGAAUGGUCUCGAAAUAUGUAGUACUAACUUACUAGGUAUAAGUGAGUGGGGAAUGACUCAUUUAAGCCUUUCCACUUGUAGCUACUUGUGCUGAUAUUUACAACGAGUGUAAGUACGCUCGGCUCGGUGGCGAUCACUAUGCUGUGCCGGUUUGUGACAACGGUCGAAGGUAUGUAUUGAUCUGUAACUUUAAAAACAAAACCAUCUUCCGCACGUUAGUAUAUUGAUUUCUUUUCGCCAAAAAUAGACAAGCAAAAUGUUUUGUCAUGAUCCAGAGCACCAAUAAGUUCUGAAUGUCGCACAUUAACUUGGUAUUUAUUUACAGUCACUCACUGCUUUUGUAUCGGAAAUCUUACUCGUUUUGCGGCGCUCUCUAACUGUUCUCUCGUACGAUUUCGGCCUCAUCUAGUCAUGCAUAAAUACCAUGUACUUUCCAUGAAACAUUUCGUAGAUGUUACUUUGUUUAUACCAAAGUAAAUGGGGAAGUUUUUAUGUUUUAUGGCCAGGUACAUACCUUCCAUUGUUGUCCUCACUCAACUCACACAACGCCAAACAGCGCUGGUCGCGGCCGAGCGUAGUUACACGUUGUAAAUAUCACCACUCGUAAUUACAAAAUAAAAAGCUUAAAUGAGCUUAUCCCCCUACAAUUAAACCUAAAUUUGCACUAUAUAUUUCGGCACUUUUUGUUCAUGUAUAGAUCACCGUUUAAAUUCAGUAAAUAAAAAUUUCACACUCAACCUCACGCAAGGAGUGUUUAUCGAUAGAAUUUAUCGCAUUCAUCACACAGAAACUUGAAAUUUCAACACACCAACAUUAGUCACCUCCCCUUCUCACAAAAUCACGAAGAAAAUGCGUUAUUCUACGUCCAAAGACACUACUUUUGACGAAGAAACUACAUUACGCCAUACAUUUCUUUGUAGCGACUCGCAAAAUUUGCCCAAAGGCGAUCCCAGAAUCCUGUGCGCAUAACACGGGUCUCCGAUUAGUAGAAAUCAUUCAUUAUGAAUGAUAAUCCAUAAAAUACAUUGUAUUAGAGUAGGCUGUUAAAGCUUUCACAGAUACUGUUCAUUGAAAUGAAACUGUUGCAGAUCAUCUUUAUCUGAGGUUAGAAGAUUUCUAUAUUCAUUUUGGCCUGCCUAAUAAGUCUGUCAUAAACCACCAACUGCAGCGAAAGUUUGAUCUUUUUUUAAUGUUUUUAUUCACAUGGAGUUAAGUCAGAUUUUCCUCACUUUCGUGUUUUGAAGUAUUAGUUUUGCCCCUGGAAUUUAAUAGCAUUGUAACCCAGGGCUUCUUAAAUUAUUGGUUAUUAGUAUAUACACACUCUGCGAUCUUGGUGAUUUAAGCAAUCUGAUUGGUUCGCUAUCUCGGACUAUUCAACAAUAUUCACCUCCUAGCGAGUGGAUAAUGUGUGAGCUCGUUUUUUUUCCCAUUUUCUUAGAGAAAGAUGUUUUAAAAGUCGACAAAAUCCGAGGGCUGACUUUUUUUCAGGCAAGAAGAGACCUCAAAGGAUUCAAAACGGCGUUUUUGCAUUUACUGUCCUUGAGUUUGUGGUCGAUGGAUUGUUUACAACUCCCGUUUAAAUUCGCCUAGAAGAGGCCGUUUUGUGAACUCAGCGUUUCCUAACAGAAAAAUUUGGCCCAACAACGAAGUUUAUUUAUGACAAACAAAUUUGAAAGCAAAUGUUUGCAAAAAUUCUACGUUUCAAGUAAACACGAGAAAGAAUGCUACAUGAAAACGUCUUACCUCGAGGAACCGAAUCGCCAUUUUUGUCAGCACUUCAUGCGAAGAACGACACAACAAACCUUUUCGGCUAUAAACUUGGCGAGUCAACAGAAAACAACAAAGCUCUUCUUUUCUUCUCAGGUAAGGAAACAAUUCAAACGUUUACGCUGUUGUUUGCGAAGUGAUUAUAAGCUUGUGAAUUGCUAUGCUUGAAAAUUCGCGUGUCUAGCUGACCUGAUCUGUCAAUCAAAUCGUACUUUUCAAUGGUUUCCUCUCUGAUUUUGUUGAGAUCACUUCGUGUGUAUAUACUAAAACAAUUAUUCUUUUCAAUCUCGGUGAACAGUGGCUUUAGGAAUAUUAGGGAGUUUAAGAUACGGAGACUACGGACUACGAACUACGGCUGGACGAGCGUUGUCGUUUGUUUGUAGCACUGGGUUGAGUCGUGCAAAUAUAGAACGUUAAGAUUCCACUACAGACGGCAGACUACGAGAGAAGAGGCGGACAGGGAAACAACACGCCAAAAUUUUCUUGUUUUCACCACAGUUCACAAAAAUGCAAGUCAGUUUUGCAUGUGAUCUUAUCUUUAGAACAAUGAACAAAUUCUUCCAUACUUGAAGGAAGCAAUUACGUACAAGUCGAUUCGCGUACAAGUUGAUUCGCCUACAACUUUACUCCUUGUUCCAUCACCGUAGAUCAGGUGAAAUUGGUAAACAAAGUUUUGGUUGCACAGGUUUUAUUUUUUUCGCCCAUGAAUACUUAUGUAACAUAUUAAAGAAAUAGACAGAAAUAGUAAUAGCUCAUUUAUUAGAUUUAGAAGAUGGUCUUCUCCGACUACUGAUCUGAUGUAGUUUGAAGUAUUGAAAUCCCCAGUUUCGGUUGUCUCGAAGAUGUUUACAUCAUUUUCAUUCAGCAAAUGCGAUACAAAAACUCGCAUAAACAAAGGUCACACAAGUAGAAAGACACACUAAUCACUUCGAACAAACAUUGAAACUUUUCAAGUGUGAAGAGAAAGUAAAUUACCUGCAUGAUUUCUCUUCUCCUCGGCCAUCAAUCGGAAUUCUGCGUAUAAACAGUUAAGCGUCUUUAAACAUGAGCUUAGCUAGAUAAAAAUGUAGUCACAACGGUGGAUUAAAAGCGUAAAUCUGAGCAGAAAUUAGACACAACUUACAUAUUUCGCUUCCCUCUCACUUAAAGCAGGCAAAUUGAACCUUUUUUACGAAAAGACGAGAUUCUUGAAUUACCGAGACGACAAAAUACGAGCAAAAUGUUCUCCGUAGUCCCGACUACGCGAAAGAGCUCAACAACUCACCGUAGCCGCAGGACUACGCGAAAGAGCUCAACAACUCACCGUAGCCGCAGGACUACGCGGGAAAAAUGAACAGUCACGUGGUUUUGAUCAUGGCAGUAGCAUGUUUAUCCGUAGCCGUAGUCCGUAGUCGGAGUAUCUUAAACUCCCUAUUUACCUCGCCACUUCGUGGCUCGGUAAAUAUUUUGCCACUAUUCACCUCGAUUUCAAAGAAUAAUUGUUAAAUAUCACUAAUUAAUCAAAAAAGGAGAUCUCCAAAGGAUGAAUUUAUUUUUUUACAAAAAAUGUUACAGAAACAAGCUUUACUACGGUGCAAUUAGAGUAGGUUGUGCCAUGCUCCCAGAUGUUAGGUGUGUCAAGGAAAAAAGGUCAAUCGAAAAGCCUGAUCUGGGGAAGAGGAUAGUGGUGGGAAACACUCUCGUGUGAUUUUCCCAUCCGAUCUCGGUAUAUUGUUAUGUUGGAGUCUAGAACAGGCUACAAUUAGAGACAUUGUUAAUUCAAUUCAAGAUAAAUAAUUGUACUCGUCUUAAUAAGAACCUUAUUCUUAUAUCUCGUUUCAGAGCGUGGCCCGAUAUUAACAUUAUAGACAAGCAGUGGAAGGGGCUUGAGAAGCCUCUAUUUCGGUUGCUUUUAGAAAAGAACGUUGUUCACACACAAGCACAAGGUGGCCAGUGGGUGGCAGUUAAAGAAGCGAUUUUUCAGCGAGUAGCAGAAGGCGAGCAAAAUGAACUGCUUCUGAAAGUUCUGUUAUCAGUCGGUUUGCCUGCUGUCCGUGUACCGAGUCAUGUGCUGCAGGCUGUGGAUGUCCAUGCACCAGGUCAAAAGCAAAUCACGCCUCCUUUGAUUCGCUAUGUACUAAGAAAGGUACCCUCAUUCUACACUAGUCUUGAUGACACAAAAAAGCUGCUGCUUCUCCAGUUCUGUCUCAGUGAUCGUGCUUUUAAAGAUCUGAAUAGCCUGCAGCUUUUACCAUUGGCCAAUAGAACGUUUGCCAAAUUUGACAACCGCGCUACGGCAGUUUACAUAACCUCUUUAGAACAUCCUCAAGAGCUGUUUUCAGGCAUACCUGAGAAAUUUCUGCAGAACGACUUGGACGAGGAUAUUCUUCGAAACCUAAAAAGUGCAGCUUCUGAAGGUAGGCUUUUUAUAACAUGUGCAGAGCGUUGUUUAUUCGGAUACUAGAUUUACAUUUAUAUUUACGAAGUCACAAACGAGCUAAUCUGCUGGAGCACACCAACCUUUUAAUUCCUAUGUUAUCCACACAAGGUUUUUUUUUUGGGGAUUAAAUCCCACAAAAUUCUGCCUACUGAGACAUUUGAUGACUCUAUUUCAUCAUUUUCAAACUCGUGUAGCUCUUAAUUCCGUGUGUUCAUUACAUAAGGAGUUCCGUGCAAAAGUCUAGUUGCACGUAAAUGAAAGAGAAAUACAAUAUAAAGGGCAAAAAUUGUGAAUUGUCAACUAAUUACAAGGUAAAUAUAAGUUUGCCUGGCUAGGGCCAGAUUGGCUGUUCAGUUUAGGUUUUUUUAAUUUGAUAAAAAGCAUUUCGUAGAUUAACAAAUCCAGUUGUCCACUGCAUUUUUGCAGGGUUUUAAAUUAGUCAAAUAGAUCAUCUGACUGUGUACGUGACGUAUUUGGUUUCCUAUUCGCGAAUGUUCAUGUUCGUUAAGGCGUUAAGAGAGGUUUCGGCAUGUUUAGCCUACAUCAUCUAUCUUCAUAACAUAGAAGUUUGAUAAAAAUGGUUUUCAUAUAAUCAGUCUUACUUUCUCUUUGGUUCUUAAAAGAAAACGUGUGUUAUGUCAUCGGUAAGGUCUAGGACGUGCUAAUACUCAUAUUUGAUUCAUGCGUUUCAACACACCAGGGCAUACUCAACUACGAUUCCUUGAAUGCCAUCACGUACCUGAACUUCUUUGGCAGUCGAUUCCGCCAAACUGGAAAAAAGGUGACUCUGUGUUGUGGUAUCCAGAUAGCCCCGGUCACCAUCAUCCUUCAAGAUCGUGGAUCCAGUCAAUCUGGAAUUAUCUGCGACGCCACUUUCCAACUGUGAGGGAUAUUCGCCAACUCGAAGGACUACCUCUGAUACCAUUAAGUAUGUCUCAGACACCUGUUACCUUGACCCGUCUCUCCCGCCCCAGUAGGACUGUUGUAAAACAAUUCAAUGACGAAUGCAUUGAUGAAAUCUUGGCAACUGUGUUAAAAAGGCUCUGCGUUAUUGUAUUGCAUGAUCUGCCGACGUUCAUAAGCUACCAUCCAGGUGUUGUGGGAACCUAUGUGAGUUUACCACAUGUCCAGGGUGCCGUAAAAGCAAUGAUGACAACUGCUUCAUCUUUGCCCUCAGGAAGAUUUCUAGAAAUUCUUCAAAAAGAAGUUUCCACGAAAGAAAAGCUUGCUUUGAGAUCAUUCCUUGCGAAUAUCAAACCAUCUGACGUUGUGAAGGAGGGAUAUAGCGCUUUUUUGUGCUCCCUUCCAAUUUUUGAGACUCUCUCCAAGAGGUUCGUGUCAAAGAAUGAUGGCUUAAGUGCAGCGCCUUCUGAGGCGCUUCCGGUUCCUCCACUACAUGACCUCAUUGAUGUUUCAAACGACGAUUCCAGGACUUUGGCACAACUCCUAAAAGUAAGGAUUUUACAGCCCAUAGAUGUUCUCUGCAAAAUGAUCUUUCCGGACAUCAAUGAAGGAAACUACAAUAACGAUGAAAUUGAUAAGGUGAUGUUCUAUGUGCUUGGAUGCUUUACACAUACCAUCCUUCAAAACGAUAACUUCAAGCGGCAAGUGCAAGCUUUGGCCUUUGUCCCAAAAAAGAAAGAACGGGUUAGGGCGUCAGGUGUGUUUGAUCCCAGAAAGGACUCACUGAAAAGGAUGUUUGCCCAAGAAGACGUCUUUCCCGAAGGUGAUAUGUACAAUGAACCAGCCACACUUGUUAUUUUGGAGAAGCUUGGAAUGAAAAGCGAAUCCAACAUCACUGCCAAAGACCUCUUCCACAGUGCUAAUCAAAUAAGCAGACUUUCACACCACCAAACAGCAAUACAGAAGUCUGAGGCAAUUUUACAUCAUCUUAACACUCACCCCAAGAUGUUGAAGGAAACAGUCGAUGGAAAAGAACUGGGAUUGUUACUGAUGAACAUUCAGUGGCUGACACGGCUGGAACAGAAAGUGCCAAGUUUUCCUCCUUCGCUUCCAUGGUGGGAUGCUAAAGAAGGAGGUGAAUGCUUUUUCACGCCAACCGAGCUAAAGAGUCCUGCACUUGUGAAUCUCAUUGGAACUGUUAAGCCCGUUUUAGAAUUGAGGCCUUUAAAUCAAGUUUCUGAUUACUUUGGUUGGCAAAAACCCUCUUUCUCCGAUGUCGCAUUGCAGCUGCGAAAUGUAAUACAUUGUUAUUCCAAAGAGGAGAAACCAUAUUACAUGGUUAUACUACACGAAAUUUAUACCUUUCUCAGUCUCGCCAACUACGAAACCUUAAGUGAGGUAUUUCAGAGAACCGAAAUCGUCAAUUGGGUAUGGAAUGGAGAUGGCUUUUCCUCACCUAACCAAAUGCUUUCCAGUGAGCCACGUAUAGAUCUUGCGCCCUACAUACGCUCUCUUCCCUCGGAGAUGAAGAUGUUCAUCCGCCUUUUUGAUUUUUUUGGAGUUAAAUCACAGAGCGAUUCAUCUGUCUUAUUGCAUGUUCUCUACGCGAUCAAAGAAAAGUAUGACGAUGAGCGGUCUUCAUUAUCAGUUUUUUAAGUCCAGCACGACCUACAGUUAUCUGUUGGCAUAUUAAACGAGUUGGCACAAGAGAAAUUACCACCAGAUAUUCAAGAGAAGAUUGUUCUUCCUGUUUAUUUCGAUGACAACAAAUGUGCACGUUUUAAAUCAGCUGGACGCUGCAUGUACAGUGUAGACAGCGAAUGGCUGAUGAGCGACGGCGAAGAUGAAGACAUGGAAUACUUUUACGUGCACCCCGACGUUCCUAACCGUACUGCUCAACUUCUUGGUGUUCCUUCUCUUACAAAUCGAAUGUUAGAUCCUGACGAGCUGUUCAUUAAGGAAGAGUUCGGACAGGAAGAAAGGCUUACUUCUAGACUCAAUCGACUACUAGACGACUAUACUGAUGGAUUUGCAGUGCCAAAAGAACUAAUUCAGAACGCGGACGAUGCUGGUGCUACUGAGGUUAGAUUCCUUUACGAUGAGCGGACUAACGAGGAUGCUAAAACCUUCCUGAUUGACGAAGGAAUGGAAGGUUGUCAGGGUCCCGCUUUAUGGGUCUACAACGAUGCCACGUUUAAAGAUGAAGACUUUGUUAACAUCACGAAACUAAAUGAAACAACCAAAGCGAAUGAUACUGCAAAGAUCGGCAGAUUUGGACUUGGAUUUAAUGUGGUGUACAACCUUACAGAUGUGCCCAUGUUCGUUAGUAGGAACUACUUGGCAAUCUUUGAUCCUCACACUUCCUUCCUGGGAAAAGCGAUCAAAAACACAAGAAGACCGGGAAUUAAAAUCAAUCUCAACAAAGACAUUAAAAGACUUAAGAAAUUCAGAAAUCAGUUUAAGCCCUUCAAUGGUGUCUUUGGCUGUGAUUUACAUCUCGAUAAACAGGACAACUCGUUUGAUGGAACCCUUUUCCGAUUUCCACUGCGGACGAAAGAUCAGGCUUCAGCGAGUGAAAUUAAGAAGUUAUGGUACAAUCAAGAGCAGAUGAGAGAAUUGUUGCAAAUGUUUCUCCAGGGGGCGAAGAAUGUACUUCUUUUCACGCAAAAUGUUCUAACUGUGCAAAUUUAUCACUUGCCAAACACAGAAAGCCAGGAUCCACAACCUACAUUGAUGUUUCAGGUCACGAAAUCGGCAUCCCAUGCUGGAGUCUUGAGAGAACUGUCGUUUACAAUUAACCUUCCUCCAACUGCAUUUAAGCUUACUAAAGAGGAAAAGAGUUUUCUUCAACAGAGCAACUUUCUUCAAGCUUCAUCAAAAAGCAAAAUUUUGGCACAUGGCGAGAAAGUCGACCCCAAAGAGUUUCCAAAGUCGUCCAUGAUAGUUGAAGUCGAGUGCAGGUUAACAAAAAGUGGUUACCAUUUCUUUCAUGAAGGUGUCCAUUCGGAAAAGGCAACGUGGCUCAUUGUGUCGUCUAUGGGUAAUGGCCAAGCGCUGAAGUUUGCAAAUCACGAUGCCAGUCUUCUUCCAUCCGGAGGAGCAGCCGUUCAGUUGCUGCCAACAGAGUCAAACGCUUUCUUGCCCUUGCCAGUUUCGAACAAAUUCAAUGGUUUGGAUCUGAAAGGCACCAUAUUCUGCUAUCUGCCACUACCAAUUCACAGUGGUCUACCAGUUCACAUAAAUGGGGCAUUUGCCUUGGCCUCUAAUAGACGCCAUUUGCAAAUGAAAUUGGAAGACGAUAAGUCAGGCUUUGGAGUGGAAUGGAACAAUGUACUGCUGCGCGACUCCAUAGCAUCUGCUUUCUUAGAUCUUCUCGAAGACAUGAAAGGCCUUGCUCCUAUAGAUGGCUCAUACAAGUUCCAUUGUCUAUGGCCAAAGACGUCAGAAGUGCAACAAAACUGCUUGCCACUUGUUGUGUCGUUUUACACACAACUUAGCAGGGGUGGCUAUUCUCUUUUCUCCAAUGGAGAGCACUGGGCUGACAUCAAGCAAGUCAUUUUCCUCGAUCCAUAUUUCCGGAAAAAGGCCUACACUUGGGAGGCCGCGAAUGAGGUUCUAAAAAUGUGUCACAGGGGUAGAGAAAUAGUAAUAGACUUACCUUCCAAUAUUUUGGAUUCUUUCGAACAGUGUCGCCUGGAGAAAGCAAUUGGUACCAGACGAUAUACCAAAAAAAGAUUUUUCUGUGAAGUCUUCUUUCCAAACGUUCACAUUCUUCCCCCCAAUCUUAGAGAUGUCCUGACUCUGCAUGCUUUAGAUGACAAAAGUGGGGAGUUCCAUGACUUGAUAAGGCUUUACCCUUGUGUUCCGUCUUCACCAACUGGCAACGCUCUGAAUACUCCAAGCUUUCUCGUUCAUCCCUUCGGAGAAGCAGCCUCACUAUUUUCCCCUGAAGAAGGUAGAUUUCCUUAUGGGACUCAGGAAUCGUAUGUUCACCCGCAAAGGCUGGCCAGGCUUGUACAACUGGGAAUGUCAUUAAAUGAUCUUCCUUGGUCCGAGCUAUCAGAAAGAGCCGAAAGUAUCCUAAAGCUAAAUUCAGUUGGUCGCAAAGAGGCAUUGGCGCGCAUAACGGCAUUGUUAUCUUUUAUGGAGAAGAAGUUACUUCGCCAAGACAAACCUGCAUCAGAUAUUACUAUUCGUUUGUUAAACACUAAAUUUCUUCCCGUUCUCCAAAAACCAAGUAAUUUUCCUCUCACGUGGAAGGGAGAAGAACUUUUGAAAAAUUCGCAAGUACUGCUGGCACCAAAUGAAGCCUUCCUAGAGGAGCAAAAGUACUUAGUUUGCUGCACAGAACCGUUAAUUGGGAUUUCCAUUUCAAAAGAAUUAAGAUCCCUGUUAAAUCUCGACGCAAAGGAAAUCACAUUGGAUCAAGUGGUACAGCAACUGACCGCAGCGGUGUCCGUCAAAGUACAUCUACUUAAUACAUCCGAGUACAAAGAACUACGCGUCGUCUGUACCAAUCUUUAUUCAUGUCUUCAGAACUCCCUCGACCAUUACAGUGAUGAAAUCAUAGCAUUUCUUCGAGGAAUAAGUUUUAUUCUGGUCGAUAGGAGGUUUCUCUCUGCAAAUCAGGUUGCAUUUACAUUGCCUGUAGAUUGCUCUCCGUAUCUGUUCCAAAUUACCCAUGAAUUGGCAUUGUCCUUUACCCCAUUACUGAGAGCAGCUGGUGUUAAAAACAAAUUCGAUGAACAGGAUUACAUUUCAAGCUUACAGAAAGUAAAGGAACGAUUUGGACAGCAUCCCUUAGAUGAGAAAAGCCUUCAAGUUGCAACACAUCUUGCAAAACUACUAGGUGAAACUCUCGAUCCCACUGAAACAAGCAAACAGUGGGAAAUGGUAUACCUACCCGAUUCCAAAGGACUAAUGCGGUCCGUAUCUGACCUUUGUGUUAGAGAUUGCCCUUGGUUGCCAAACGAAGAAGGAGUCAACUUCGUGAAUGACAACAUUCCUUGGCCAACAAGCCGGAAACUCGGAGUUAAAUCACGGAAGCAAGAAGCCCUGAGACCUCGUGUAUCUGGAAUUCCCUUUGGGCAACGAGAGAAACUCGCAAACCGCUUAAAACGAAUUCUAACAGGCUAUUCUUCUGAAAAGGAGAUUUUGAAAGAGCUCCUUCAAAAUGCUGAUGAUGCACAAGCAACUGAGGUUUGGUUCAUUAAAGAUCCUCGACACCAUUCAGAUGAAAGAGUCUUUGAAGACAUUUGGAAGCCUCUGCAAGGUCCUGCGUUAUGUGUGUAUAACAACAAACCUUUCAGAAAUGAAGACAUUGAGGGAAUACGUAACCUAGGCGAAGGCAGUAAAGGAGAUGAUCCUAACAAGACUGGCAAGUAUGGAGUCGGAUUUAAUGCUGUUUACAACUUGACCGAUGUACCCUCUUUCAUGACUAAAGGAGAGGACAUUGGAGAAGUUUUGUGCGCAUUUGACCCAAAUUGCAAAUAUGUUCCUAACGCGACACCUCAAGAACCUGGAAUACUUUUCAAGGACAUCAAGCACCUAAGAAAGCGAUUUCCUGAUGUUUUUCCGUGUUACCUGGAGGACCAAUUUCAAAUAGAAAAUGGCACAAUGUUUAGAUUUCCUCUGAGAACAAGACAGAUGUCUGUGGAUUCUCAAAUAUCAAAAAGGGUUGUCACACUUGAGAUUUUGGACACAAUGCUGGAGGACCUAAAAGAGGAAUUGUUCGAGGUCCUCUUAUUCAUCGACAAUGUAAAAAAGAUUACUAUCUGUGAGGUUCACAAAAUCACCGGGGAACUUGUUAAUUUUUACUCUGUUGAAACUACGAUGACAAAGGAGGAUGAAGUCAAAAAGGAGGCGUUUAGGAAAAGGAUCAAACAGGUUGGAACGUAUUCCCUUCCAAGUGAUAUUCCAGCAGCGAGGGUGUCUUACGUGCUGAAUAUUUCAGACACUUUUCUCCACCAGGAGAAAUGGCUCAUUGUGGAACAGCUCGGAUUUCAGAAGGCGGUGAAAAAAAGUAUAGUGAAUGCCUUCGAGAGAAAGGAGUUGGGAAUGCUUCCUCGUGGCGGCGUUGCCUGUAUUUUAGAAAAGAAUUCAAAAGACCAUGAGGGGCGAGGUAAGAAAGCCUACUGCUUUCUUCCACUUCCAUUUGAAACAGAUCUACCAGUGCACAUCAAUGCGCAUUUUGCACUGGACCACGAAGCCAGGCGAAAUUUGUGGAGAGACGAAGGGGGUGGAUAUCGAAGUGACUGGAACAAGGCCUUACUAGGAGAUGUGGUGGCCUCAUGCUAUCUCAGACUAUUAAUUGAAGUGCGAGAUUUCCUUAAACUGCCCGUCUCUACAGACGGAAAACCUUGCACCUUAACGUGUUCUGAAGGUGAGGUUUCGCAAAGCAUCAAAGCCUACGAAAGCUUCUUUCCACUGAAGCCGCUUUCGGAUUCGAACUGGGAGAUACUGGUAGAUUCCCUUUACGCUGAGAUGGUAAGCAAUGAAGUAAGAGUUUUACCAGUAGUAAGAAACAAACAUUCAGAUGCAGUGUUUCCAGGAUGUGAAGGCACGAACAUUGUUGAGCUUAAUUGGUUUCCACCUGUUGGAAAGGGAAAAAAACAGGUGGCGUUCUUUAAUGACCUUGCAGAAACAGGUCCUUUUGCCAGGCUGCCACAGAGGGAAGGAAAUGAACUCCAAAGAAAGGCAAGAAGAAGGUUUGAAGAAAUAUUAAUUGAAAGUGGCUUCAACCUGGUGGCCUUCUCCUUGGAUUUGCAUAAAUCACUUACACGAUCUGGAAUUCGCACGUGUACUGUUACCCCGAGUUCAGUGGUUGAUUUCUAUAAAUCGUUCAUUUCUCGAGAUCCAUUGUGUAAAAUUGGAUCUAUCCCCUGCAAUAUACGCGAAACACCCUUCCGAGAUGCCUUUGGGGUUAUUCUUGUACUGUUGUACUGUAAAGAAAUGAGGAAGUUUGCUGAUCAAUUGCCAGAUCUUCCACUACUUUUGACACAGGACGACCAUCUUCGACUCUUCUCAAGUGAGGACCCCAAGUUUCUUUCCAGAUUUCAGGAUAUUUUGCCUGGUUCGCCGCAUAUCUUUGUGCAUGUGCACCUUGAAGAGAAAGUGUUCAACGAUACUGAAAUCUUAAAAUCAUCGGCAGUGCGGUGUUUAGAUGUUGAAGGAUUCUCAGCUAACCUGACCCAAACGCUGGAGGUUGAACAGUACGGAAAAGGUCGUUUUGUAGAGUGGUCUUGCAAUCAAAAACAUCUUCCCAACCAACGAUGGUUGUCUAGAGUGUGGAUUUUCCUAAGUGACAUUUUCUCCAACAUUCUUGGUGAUGAAAGCCUACCUGAACAAGCAAAGUCUCUCCAGAUUAAGUCUGCUCUUGCACCUCUUGCUAAUUGGAGUAUCCUUCCGGCUACUGAGUCUAAAAUCGAAGCAACGACAAGAUUUUUGUUUCCAUUAGAUUUAAAUGCACCUCAAACUUCUACCCACUUACUCGUUCCUUUGUGUGAGUCAAUGGGUGUCCUUGAUUACAGAAGUUCAGAUGCUGCCAAUAAUAGUCUCAUGGAAGUGUUAAAGAAAUUCGGUCUACCCGAACUCAACUAUGCUGUUCUGUCAAACUUGGGCUCAGCAGUUCGGCUUGCACCUCUUAUGGUUUCUUCCCUGAAGGUUCCUUCUUCUCUACUUGCUGCCCUCCACCAUAAGAUUGAGAGAGACCCUCAGUCACCUAAAAGACUGGAUCCCAAGCACUGUAAAACAAUCUUGGAGUACUUCAGUAGAAGUGUGGCCUACCUUCAUGAGGCAGACAAAAUCAAGCUAAGAAAGCUUCCGUUCUUCCUAGCGACGCAUGGUGGCUUUGCACCACUUGAUAGUGAUCGCCGUGUUUGUGUCCUUCCAGUUGGGAUACCGAGAAAGGAAAUUGAAAACUUGGAGUGUCACCUAAAAUUGAUCUUCAUUGAAUCCUUGGCAGUUCUGUCAAAUUUGUUCAAAUUCCUGGAUCUCGAGUGUGUCUCUGCCGUAGACGUGUACUGCACUUACAUUUUGCCAACGUUUAACAUCUUCAGCGAAAAAGGGAGGCUAGUUCACCUUGAGUACAUUCGUAAAUGCCUUGUUUCAGCGGAGGAUGACGUGGACAACAAAAGGCUUAGGAAAUGUUUGGAAACAACUCCAUUCAUUCCCUCCUUAGAUGGAACGCUUCAAACUGCAUCCUCGUUCUACGAUCCUGACGUCGACGUUUUUCGCAUAAUACUCCCUCCAAGCAAUUUCCCUUUGAAACCACUCAAUUCGCCAGAAUGGUUAAUGUUUUUUAGGACAGUAGGUUUAAUUCACAAGGUCUCCCGUGAUCACUUCAUGGAAUUUGCCAGAGAGGUUGCGCACGAAGCCACUACUGCGCGAACAAAGACGACAUUUGAGAAGUCAAAAGUUCUGGUAAAACAUCUUCUUCAUCGACACAAUGUAGUGGCUGAAGGUCUCGUACCUACCGUAUCCGACAUACCUUUUUUAAGUAGUGAGCCGGUAAGAAAAGUUCUGCGAGAACUUUGCCUGCCAUAUCAGGGAAUGAGGGAUUACCAGAUUCCGUUCUGUACUUUCAAAGGGGCAGUUCCAUCCGAGUAUGCUGAAAUUGUUUGGACACAGGCUCAUUUACUUCCACGUUGGGCGAAUCCAAUGGCUUGCCGCCGUGAACUUAGCUCUCCCCCCCAAAUGAGCACUGAGAAAUAUUGCAAGAUUUUUACUACUCAACUUCAAAUUGUUGCAGAGCCACCUCUAGAACUUGUUGUUCGUCAUUGUCAAGCCGUUUGUCACUCCCAAGAAAACAAUGAUGACGCUAAUAUUUCCUCACUUGAGCAACGAACGACUUUAAAGGUAGUGAUGGAACGCAUUUACGAGUUCUUGCAGACAAAGCUGAGCACAGGCAACGAUGUGAGAGGAGUUCUGGUGAAUACGCCAUGCAUUUUGGUCGAGCAAGGGAAGAGAUUUAUUCUUCCAUCGCAGGUAGUGCUCGAAUUAUAUGAACAUCUCGAAAUCAAGCCCUUUCUAUACAGCCUACCUCGAGAGUUUGGAAAGUUUCACACUUUGUUUCAUGCGCUUGGCUGUUCAAAGUAUGUCUCGAUUUCCCAUUACGCUAUGGUGUUACAAAUGCUGUACCUGAAAUCUAACAACGACAAACUACAUCCGAAUGAGAUCACAGCAUGCGUUAAAGCAGUAAAAGGUUUUUUUCAACUGCUCGAGGAAAGCGUGGAGGGGGUGUCGGGCGUUUCACAGCUAUACCUUCCGGGAAUAUCCUUCAGGGGAAGUUCUUUAGAUGAGGCGGAGGUUGUUAUACCAGUGACAUUACAACAAUCCUCGUACUUGGUGUUUUGUGAUGUCUCCCCUUCUUUUCUCGAUCGUCUGCAGAAUUUUGACCAUCUUCUGCUUGACCUGAAAUCAAUGAAAGUGAGUUGCAGCUCUGCCAUGACGAACUACAAAGAGCUAGUGAUGAAACUGCCAACUGCAUUACGACCCAAAAUGCUAUCCAGUUUAGUUAAAGAAACAAUUUCCUCAAAGAAUGAGAUAACAACCUUAUCGGUUGAAGCUGUGAAUUCUCUCAAACACAAGCUGUCCUGCCCACAGUUCAUUGCUGCGAUUGUGAGACUAAUACGGGACGAGAACCAGAUCACGAAGGAUAUAAACGACGACGCCAUUGCAAAUGUCGAAAAACGCCUUCGAAGUAUUGAUGUCUGCGUUGUAGAGAACCUUCGAAGUGUCUUACUUUGUGACGGCAGUCCUAUUCCGGGCAGCCAAAAGAAAGUAUCUUUCGUCCUAGAGAAAAGUGUUGUUUCAAACGAAGAGAGGUGGACUGUCUAUCUCGAUCUGCUAUCGGUGAUGAACGAAACCUUUGCACACAUUUACAUGCUUUCCAACGUAAUUGUAGACGCAUCGGAAGGUCUUCUUGGGAACAGAGCGCUGACGAUCCCUCGUUUGUUGGAUUGUGAUCCCUGCGACAUGUCUUCGUUAUUAGAUUCUUUGCAUGUGCGUCCAGAUGACUCCUACGUUCCGCGGGCAGAAGUUGAUAUCUUUCCAAAACUUGGCACCUUUAUUCCACUUAUCGACCAUCACUUGUUAAACGACGCCUUUGAAGAAUUUGAGCCUGGUGAAUAUGUUGGUUUUGAGCUCGAAGAUCCAACUCUAAACCGCGAGAAGGGUGUUCCGACUUACAUCUAUGCAAGUGUUUUCAGGGAAGUGACGGAGGAAAGUUUUCCUCUCUUGACGAAGAGAUACAAAAUCAACAUUGGGAGUGGCCAAGAAUUAGAGGUUGAUGUCGCAGACCUUUACAAGUUUCAUCGUUUGUCAAGCCUGUCAUCUGCGAUUGUAGUAUUUGAACGUCACGAACGGAGCCCUCCUGAACGACCUAGAAGCAGAAACCAGCAAGAAGUAUUUGAUGAGAUCUCGAAACUUCUAGAAGAUACGUGGAAAUUACCAGAGGAGAAACGCCGAAAAAUCGUCAAGCGGCUCUAUCUUCAACGGCAUCCUGACAAAAACGUGGGGGAUGAGGAAUUCUGCACAGAAGUUUGCAAACAUAUCCAGAGUGAAGCCUCGCGGCUGACAAGAGGGGAGCCUCGGGGAAGUAAGCAGAGCUCAGACGUUAGCUCCAGCCGAAGUAAGCAUGGCUUUUACGACGACUUUUUCCACUCCUGGGAAGCACGCGCCAGAAAACAUCACACGCAGCGCGAAGGAUACAGAUGCAGACAGAAAUACCCUCGAAACUCUGCCAGAGCGAAGAAUCCUCAACCAGGAGAAGCCAGACGAUGGCUCAGGCAGGCUAAGGCUGAUAUCGCAGCAACGGAGAAUGAUAUUGUGUACCAAAGACCCUCCUAUGAAUGGGCGUGUUUCAAAUGUCACCAGGUAAUAAGCUUUGAUCCUUUUUGCCGCCAUUUGCCCUUUAGGCAAAGUAUUUUCUUGAGUCGGCAAUAACUUUGUCCUGUCUCUCUUUCAAUUUGAAUGGCUUGACAUGUUUUCGAAGCCGACCCUUUAGUGUUUUAUGAGAUGCAUUGUCUCUCGUAUGAGCUGUAGACAGUAUUUGACAAGAAUGCCAAAAAAAACCAGAAACUAGGUAUCGCCGUUUCCUUUGAGGCUUUAACAACUGAUCUGGACUUAGAAGAUACUUAUUUUGUAUAUCGCAUAAGAAAAAUAGUUUUGAAAGUAAAUGGAAAAUGCACAAUAGAUGUUUCUUAAUUACGAUAAGACCAAAACAUUUUGUUCUGCUUAAAUGAAAGAAUUUUCGUCAUAGGCGGCAGAGAAGGCUCUCAAAGCUGCACAGUACGCCAUAGAUGUGGAGAGGACAAAUGUAGAUAACUUGCUGCUAAUUUGCCAAGAGUUAGAAGACUCUGAAUUGACCCAACUAGCGCGUCAGCUGGAAUGCCUUGUGGUUAAUUCUACACGCAUGCGCUAUCCAAAUAGAGUGUGCUUUCCCAGAAUUCCAAACGAAGUGUACUCGGCUGACAUGGCAGAAGAAGCCUUGGGGUUAGCGAAGAAGAUCGUCCAGCGAGUUAACAAUCGAUUAUCCUAAGGU
Molecule: messenger RNA, 28819 nt
Organism: Porites lobata
Lineage: Eukaryota; Metazoa; Cnidaria; Anthozoa; Scleractinia; Poritidae
Source: the annotation of a GenBank genome assembly